Zerene cesonia (dogface butterfly) is the source of this 13363-nucleotide messenger RNA. RefSeq names its product dynein heavy chain 2, axonemal (gene kl-2). The transcript is spliced from 80 exons. Gene Ontology annotation, molecular function: ATP hydrolysis activity; minus-end-directed microtubule motor activity; ATP binding. NCBI's taxonomy places the organism in Eukaryota, Metazoa, Arthropoda, Insecta, Lepidoptera, Pieridae. The record is from RefSeq and is a predicted model, not a curated record. The coding region runs from base 1 to 13311 and encodes 4436 amino acids. Gene Ontology annotation, biological process: microtubule-based movement. Gene Ontology annotation, cellular component: dynein complex.
AUGGAGGAAGAACCUAAGCGAAUAAAAGUGACGUGGAGCGAUGAUUUGAGUCACAAUUCUGAAGAGGAAAGAGAACGGGAACGCCAAGCGCAGCUCGAGCGUGAGCUAGCGCAGCUCCCGGUCAAGCCAGUUUACGAACCCGAAGAACUUCAGAAAUUGGUGUCCUACAUAAUGGAUAUAACCACCCUCUACGAUCUACGCGACGAGGACUGGAAUGAUGAAACAAAAGCGGGUAUAGAAGACUGGAUCACAGAACCACGAGCUCUCGUUUUAUGUGUUUACUUCAAAGGCGAUAAACUGAAAGCUGCGUCAGAUAUACCCCUAUCUCCGGUUUAUGAUCUGAUGUAUUUUAUUAGGCAACCCGACUUUGUUUUCAAGGCUGAAACAUUUCAUGAUGACAUUGUUUUUGGCACGUUCGUGGAUUCAGUUGAAUCGAAUAUGAUCAAGAUAUUGGAAUUGGUGUAUGCUCCGUACUUCUUUGCAAUAAGAACUUGGCCAGACAGUGUCAAAAGUGAAUUCUGCUCCCAAUUGCACACAUUUCUUGCCAAGCUAACUGAUAUGUACUACAAAAUGCUCGGUCUUACCGUCUUAUAUAUACCUCGAGAGGGUCAAGAUCUGACCUUCGAAAAAGCAAGCGCUGAUAGAGAACUGGUGAAGCGGCUGGAAGGUGUAGUGGUAUAUUGGACACACCAGAUUAAAUCCUGUAUCGAAGAUCAGUCUUCGGUUGCUUCACAAAAAGAACUGUUAUGUCCAAGCGAUGAGUAUGACUUUUGGGUGUACCGACAUGAGAACCUGAGUGCUCUACUCUACCAAUUACGUAACCCGGCAGUGAAACAUAUCACAAAAAUACUAGUAACAACGCAUUCCACUUUCAUUCACCAAUUUCAAGCGCUCUGUGAUGAAAUUAAUCAGAAGAUCAAAGAAGCAACAUCCAAUAUUGAGUUCCUUCAAGUCAUUAAGCAGCCCUGCGCGAUACUGGAGUGUGUCGAAGACCCGGAUGAAAUAUCCAAUCACAUUCCGCAAAUCAUAAAUUUAUUUCGAGUUAUCUGGAUGGAGUCGCCAUACUAUAAUAGCGAAACGCGUAUAACAAAUCUAUUUAAAGCCUUGAGCAAUCAAAUUAUAAUCCUCUGCCGUAACUACAUAAAACUUGAAGACCUCUUUGAUGGUCAAACUAAGAAGGCUCUUGGCGAGUUCAGCAAAUGUAUAGAUUGCUGCAAAAGGUACAGAGAGAUAUACGAUCUAAUGGCAGAAGCUCAUGGCGAGGUAAAUCCAGGAACUUGGGAGUUGGAUACUGGCUCCAUAUUUAAUUACAUAGAUUCCUUUGUGCAGCGAUGUUUUGACAUGCUCGAUGUUUGUAACUGCAUGAUUAUAUUUGGAAGGAUUGACGAACUAGAGGUUAUACAUAAGCCAAUGUUUGCCGGUGCUCGUGGUAUAAUUAUAGAAAAUUUGGUAGAAACAGUGUUUGAAGGAGUUAAUCAUGUAGAAGAAGCUGUUGUGGCCCUGUAUUCGCUACACAAUUAUUCAAAGCGCAAAAGCCUGAAACGUAUUUUUAAGAGAAAAACGGCUGAAGUUUGGGCCAUGUUCAGUGACGAAGUGCAAGAAGCCAAGAAGGAUAUGGUAUCAGCUCGCGGUCAGUAUCCGUCUGACUUGCCCUCGUUUGCCGGUAGAGCGGUUGUGCUUCGCAUGAGGAAGAAUAGGCUAGCAUAUUUGAAGAAGGUAAUGACCGAUGCUUCAGUCUGGUUGAUGGCGUGCAGCAACUCCGAAGAUGUGAUCAUGCACGUCAAUAGACUGAUGGGUGCCAUUGACGUUGCGAUCCGUGAAUUGUGGAUAUCCUGGACGCACAACUUGGAUGAGAAGUGCGGAGCCGGUCUGAACAGGACGCUGAUGAGAAAGAGUGCUGAAAAUCCUGGUCUGCUAGAAUGCAACAUCGAUGUGAACAUUCUGGAACUGUGUAAGGAGGCACAUCACUGGGAGAAUUUGAAGUUGGAUAUUCCAUUGCAUGCGUAUGCUGUAUACAAUAAGAGCAAGACAGUAUUUUACGUGUACGAGAGUGUACUGGCUGUAGUGAAGGGAUAUAAUAAGAUCAUUGACUCUUUGUCUGAAGACGAGCGCCUUCUAUUCAAACCACUGACCACGGCAUGUGAGAAAAAAGUUCAACCGGGAAUUUUUAAGCUGACUUGGACUUCCACUAUGUCUGAUGCUUAUAUCGCCGACUGUGUAACACAGAUUGGUGAACUUCAAGACUUUUUGACCACUUACAAAAACUGUAAUCUCAACUUAAUCAAAAUAAUGGAGCAAAUUUGUGACACACCUCUUAUUGAGUUUGAUAUUUACAAUGUAUUUGAAAUUCAAGUACUUCGCGAAACCAUUCGAGCUAUGGAAACAGAAGGAGUAACUAAAAUAUUGGAUAUGUAUAGAGAAAUAAUAAUUUAUAUAAUCAUUGUGUAUGAGGGUUUCGAAGCAUAUAUAGGACAGAUGGCGGAGCAUUGGGUCAAAUAUGUAAGACGAUUUGAUCGGCUCAUGGAGGAUGCUUUGAGAUUAGCCAUCAAAGCCACUAUGCAAAAUAUGUACAAGUGCGUUCACGGAGACGGUACCAUGGCCCCUUCGCCGUUAAUAAAAAUGCAAUUAUAUUUAUCUGGUAAAAACAUAAUUUAUUUGCCAAGCAAAAGUGAAAUAGUGGACUCUUUCACCACGGUACUAGAAGAAAUCGUACACAUAUUAAGUACAAUACCCAGACUGUUCGAAAAAUUUGGUUUACCUGCUGGUGGUCUGAAAAAGUUCAAUGAAGUAAUUAAAAGUGAUCCUGAUACAAACAAGUUACAAUCACUUAUUGAUACCGAAAUUGAAUAUAACUUGACGCUUAUAAAUGACCAUAUCCGUAUGUGGGAUCCUUACUCUCAUAUUUGGAAGGUGGACAAAGAUGAAUUUAUGAUCAAAUAUCGUGAAGAGCGACAUAAGGCAGCGGACUUCGAUGAAUUAAUUAUAAACUACAGCAAUUUAGCAAACGCGGUGCAAAUCCAAGAAACAAUCAAUCAGAUACAUUUCAUCACGCUGAAUUCUAGUGAAUUGAAGAAGUCAAUAAUAGCGCAUUGCCUUGUGUGGCAAAUUAAGCUUGGAGAGCUGUUGAGAGUAAUCACCGAGGCCGACAUCGAUGUUGUCUAUGCUUACAUAGAGAAAAGCAGCGUAGAAGCUAUGACUAUGCCAGCUGAUUUACAAGAACUUGCAAGUGCAAUUGCUACGUAUGAGCGUCUACUUUCCGAAAUAGCUCCUUUCGAAAAAACGUUUCCACCGAUAACGGAUCAAAUGAUGACUCUGGCCAAAUUCGAAGUUGAACUCGGUUCAGAUAUGAUGACUCGUCAUGAAAAUAUACCAGUUGUGUGGGCUGAAUAUUUAAAUUUACUGGAGGAAGCAAAGAAAGCGUUAGAAAUGAAUAAAGAUAAAUUUAAAGCAGAGUUACUGGAACAAGCCGAGGUGUUCAAAGAAGCUGCUAAAGACUUUUGCGAAGAUUUCUAUAAAACAGCUCCUUGCAGCUCAGAUGUUAGCGGAAAAGAUGCUAUGGCACAGUUGAAGGCUUAUAGAGAACAGCUUAAUGCAUUACGUGCCCAAGAACAGCAAAUAAGAGAUGGACUUGCAGUCUUUAAUCUAACAACGCCAGUGAAUCUGGAUCUACAAAGGAUGGAAAAGGAAUUGGAGAAAUUGGAGGAGGUAUGGGGAUUGGUGUUCCAAUGGGAGGAAUCGUGGGAAAAAUAUAAAACGCAAACAUUCUGGGAAAUGGAAACGGAUGAAAUGGAAGACAACGUUAUGUACCUCUUUAGAAAUUUCAAUCGCCUCUCUCGCCAGCUAAAAGAUAAGGGUUGGGAUAUUAUUGAUACCACCCGCGUAAAAGUAGACGCUUUCCGAAGAACCUUGCCCCUUAUUGGUGAUUUGAAAAAUCCGUGUAUGAGAGAACGACAUUGGGACAGAAUAAAAGCGCUUAUGGGCGUAGAGUUCGAUCAAAACUCAGAAGAUUUUAAAUUAGAGUUAAUUAUGCGACUUAACUUCCAAGCAUAUGCUGAAGAUAUAGCUGAAAUAUCGAAUGCAGCUACAAUGGAACUAAAUAUCGAAAACGGUCUAAAAGCUAUUCGCGAAGUUUGGAAAAACACAACGUAUGAAAUGCAACAUCACCGAGGGGAAAUGUAUAAAAUUAAAAACGUGGAAGAUGUUAUGCAGUUCCUGGAAGACCAUCAAGUGCAACUCUCUUCAAUGAAAUCGACGAAAUACGUCGAGCCUUUCAUAAAAGAGGUUGAUUAUUGGGAGAAGUCGUUGGGUUAUGUUGCGGAAUGCAUAGAGAUCUCACUCCAAGUACAAAGGCGUUAUCUCUAUCUUGAAAGUAUAUUUAGCGGAGAGGAUAUUCGAAAACAAUUACCGAACGAAGUAAAGAUUUUCGAUGCGCUUUGUAAUGACUGGACAGAAAUAACUAGCAAUAUGUAUGCUGGAACAAAUGCAGUUGAAGCUUGCCUAUAUAAACCAGCCCCAUACUUAUUUAAUAAGCUUAACACAAUGGUAGAUAACUUAGAUGGAAUAUUGCGUGCUCUAGAAAAGUAUUUAGAAACUAAAAGACAACUUUUUCCAAGAUUUUACUUUAUAUCCAAUGACGACUUACUGGAGAUAUUGGGAAAUUCAAAAAAGCCGCAAUUGAUACAAGUUCAUUUGAAAAAAUUGUUUGAUAACGUCAAUAAAAUAAGGAUUGAUAAGAAUGCUCUGGGUCUGCCUGUUGCAAAAGCUAUGAUGUCUGAUGAUGGUGAAUGCAUUGAGUGGAAAUAUAACUUGGUGCUGGAUGGGCCCGCUGAAGUGUGGCUACUUGGUCUAGAAAGUACUAUGAGAGUUGUUCUCCGAGAACAAUUGAUUUUAACAAGGGCUGCCUUGAGGAAGUGUCGGUAUCAGCGAGAACAGUGGAUCAACGAUUGGCCUGGGCAGCUUGGAAUUACAUGCAGUAAGAUACAAUGGACUUCAGACUGUACGCGCACCCUGUGUCGCUGCGAAAUAAUGAAAGAGAAGAAGCCUUUGAAGAAACUGCGCAAAAAGCAGAAUCAGAUCCUGAGCACGCUACAAUACAUGUCAAGGAAGGAGAUCAGUAAGAUACUUCGGUGCAAAGUGAAUGCGUUGUGCGUUAUUGAAAUACAUUCAAGGGACACUGUCGAUAGGAUGUAUAAAAUGGGUUGUAUGACGGUAACAGCAUUCGAAUGGUUUUCCCAGCUGAAGUUCUAUUGGGACCGCGAGCGUGAGGACUGUUACAUUAGACAAACAAACACUAACUCUAUUUAUACUUACGAGUAUAUCGGCAAUUCUGGGAGACUCGUCAUUACUCCUUUGACGGACAGGUGCUACAUAACGUUAACGACAGCGUUGCACCUGUUCCGCGGGGGCAGUCCGCAGGGCCCCGCGGGGACGGGCAAGACGGAGACCACCAAGGACCUGGGCAGAGCGCUAGCUAGAUGGGUGGUGGUCACCAAUUGCUCUGAUGGUCUCGAUUAUAAGUCGAUGGCUAAGUGCUUUGCAGGUAUUGCCCAAAGCGGCUGUUGGGGCUGCUUCGACGAGUUCAACCGCAUCAACAUUGAAGUGCUCUCGGUGGUGGCUCAGCAGAUCCUUGCUGUGUUAUUGGCUCUAUCGCUUUUCCUAAAGAGAUUCGUGUUUGAGGGCUGCGAUAUUAAGCUCGAUGGCAAUUGUGGAAUAUUCAUUACAAUGAAUCCUGGUUACGCCGGUCGAACAGAAUUACCCGACAAUUUGAAGUCAAUGUUUCGUCCGAUCGCCAUGUGCGUACCGGAUUCGCUGAUCAUCGCUGAGAACACCUUGUUUUCUGAUGGAUUCACGGCAUAUAAAAUUAACGCCAAGAAGGUGUUCACUCUAUACCAGCUGGCGAUGCAGCAGCUGUCGAAGCAGGACCACUACGACUUUGGUCUGCGCUCGAUGGUCGCUUUGUUGCGAUAUGCGGGCGUGAAACGUAGGGCCUAUCCUAACUUGCCGGAACAGGAGAUGGUGAUACUAGCGAUGCGCGAUAUGAACGUGGCCCGCCUCACGGCCAAGGACGUGCCGCUGUUUGACGGGAUCAUGCAGGACAUAUUCCCAGACGUGACCGUGCCCACGCUGGACUAUGAGAUGCUGGAGACGGCGAUCUCGGCGGAGAUGAGACUGGCCGGCCUGCAGCCGGUGAGGGCCGCGCUGCAUAAGGUCAUACAGACUUUUGAGACAAAGAACUCCCGCCACUCAAGCAUCCUGCUCGGCGACACGAACACCGCCAAGUCGGUCUCGUGGAAGAUGCUGGCAGCGACCCUCAGCCGGCUGAAGCGGGAGAGAAUACCCGGCUUUGAGAACGUCCAGGUCAACCCCAUGAACCCCAAGGCGCUGACGCUCGGCGAGCUGUACGGGGAGUACAACCUGGCCACCGGGGAGUGGAAGGAUGGCGUCCUCUCAUCCAUCAUGCGAACUACUUGUCAAGACGAGUCGCCUGAUCAGAAGUGGAUAAUUUUCGACGGUCCCGUAGAUGCUAUUUGGAUUGAGAACCUCAAUUCUGUGAUGGAUGAUAAUAAACUGCUGACGCUUGUGAACAGUGAGAGGAUCUCCAUGCCACCUCAGGUGUCGCUGCUGAUAGAAACCUUGGAUUUGGCAGUGGCCUCUCCGGCCACGGUGUCCCGUAACGGUAUGGUGUACAACGACUACAAGGAUUGGGGCUGGUGGCCGUACGUCAACUCGUGGCUGGAUACCGUCGACGACGUGGAGUACAGGGAGAUGCUGCGGCGGCACUUCGCGAACAUCCUGACGCCGGCGCUGGAGCUGAAGCGGCUGCAGCUGGUGGAGGGGCAGAGCGUGCGCGGGCAGGAGUUGACGGGCGCGCGCUCGCUGUGCCGCCUGCUGGGCCUGCUGCCGCCGCCCGCCGCGCCGCAGCCCGACGAGGAGGACAACGAGGCGCUCUCCAAGAUGCGCUUCCUCUUCGCUAUGAUAUGGUCAGUUUGCGCGACACUCGAAGAGGAAUCGAGACGCAAACUCGACAACUGGGUGCGCGAGCACGAAGGAGUAUUUCCGCUUAAGGACACAGUGUACGACUACUAUGUGGACGAGAGGCUGCGACAGUUUAAGCCGUGGGAAGAUAAGUUGCCUGAUAACUGGCGGUUUAAUCCAAGUCUCGGUUUCCACAACAUCCUGGUGCCCACGGUGGAGUUCAUCCGCGUGCAGAUAAUCGCGCUGGACAUGCUGAAGGCGGGCUACGGCGUGCUGGUGGGCGGCGGCACCGGCACCGGCAAGACCUUCCUCAUCCAGGGCACGCUGGCCCAGCUGGACCCUUCCAAAUACAGCACGCAAGUUAUCAACAUGUCGGCCCAAACGACGGCCGCUAACGUACAAGAUAUCAUCGAAGCGAGACUGGAAAAGCGGACGAAGGGAAACUAUGUUCCUGCUGGAGGCAAGAAGAUGAUAGCGUUCAUGGACGACAUCAACAUGCCGGUGCGCGACGAGUACGGCUCGCAGCCGCCGCUCGAGCUGGUGCGGCUCUGGCACGACUACGGCUACUGGUUCGACCGCCAGAAGCAGUGGCGGAAGAAUGUCAAGGACAUGGUGCUGUGCGGCGCGGCGGGCCCGCCGGGCGGCGCGCGGUCGGCGCUGCCGGCGCGGCUGCUGUCGUGCUUCCACGCGCUGUUCCUGCCGCCGCCCACGCACCAGCAGCUGGUCAAGAUAUUCGGCACCAUGCUGUCGCAGCACCUGCACGACUUCGACGAGGAGACUAAGACGAUCGGAAAAAUUGUGCUAAUCGCAACUAUAGACAUGUUCAACAACAUUGUUGCCAAGUUGUUGCCGACACCGAGCAAGAUGCACUAUCUCUUCAAUUUGCGAGAUAUAUCCAAGAUUUUUCAGGGUUUGUUAAGAAGCAACAAGGAUUAUCAAAACACUAAGCCACGAUUCUUACGUCUGUGGGUUUGCGAGUGCUUUAGAGUUUUCUCCGAUCGGCUCACCGAGGAAAAGGACCGGGACUGGUUCAUGGGGCAAAUGGGCGACAUGCUCGGCAAGCACUUCGAGCUGACGUUCCACGCGCUGUGCCCCACAAAGAGCGCACCGAUCUUUGGCCACUUCCUCAACCCCUUUGAGGUGUACGACGACCUGAAUGAUCCUAACGCUCUGCGGAGGUACAUAGCGAACCAGAUGGAGGAGUACAACAGCUGCCCGGGCGUGGUGAAGAUGGACCUGGUGCUGUUCAAGGACGCGAUCGAACACAUCGUGCGCAUCGUGCGCGUCGUGUCGCAGCCGCGCGGCCACAUGCUGUGCGUGGGCAUCGGCGGUUCCGGACGACAGAGUUUGACCCGCGUCGCGUCUUACAUUUGCGAGUGCAACUCGUUCCAAGUCGUCGUAACUAAAACGUACGGCGUUAAAGACUUCAGGGAGGACUUAAAGGUCCUGUACACCAGUUGUGGUGUCGACUGCAAGAAAACGACGUUCAUAUUCUGCGAUACGCAGAUUGUCGAGGAGACAUUUACGGAGAUCAUCAACAACUUGCUGAGCAGUGGGGAAGUUACCAACUUGUAUAAGCCGGAUGAGUUUGAAGAUAUAAAACAAGCUCUCGAGAAGCCAAUGAAAAAUGCGAAUUUAGUGCAAACGGCGGAGACUGUGUAUUUAUUCCUCGUGGACCGCGUGCGGGCUAACAUGCACAUUGUGUUGUGCUUCAGUCCCAUUGGAGACGAGUUUAGAAACCGUAUCCGCCAGUACCCAGCUCUGAUAAACGCGACGACCACAAACUGGUUCCUGGAGUGGCCGCGCGAGGCACUGCUCGAGGUGGCUUACAAGUUCCUCGACGGUGUGGAGUUGCUGGCCUCUAUUACUGGACCUAGGGUGCGCCGCAAGGAGUCUCUGGUGGAGUCGCGCGAGGACAUCCUCCGCGCGUCGGUGGCGUCGAUAAUGUCGCUCAUCCACUCGUCGGUGGGCCGCUACUCGGUGCGCAUGUGGCAGGAGAUGCGACGCACCAACUAUGUCACGCCCACCAACUAUCUGGAGCUAGUGUCGGGGUAUAAGGAAAUGCUGAAGGCGAAGCGUAUAGAAGUGGCGCUACAAGCGAACAAGCUCCGCAACGGCCUGGGCAAGGUGGAGGAGACAACCAAACUUGUUGGCCAGAUGUCCGAAGAAUUGGCCGUUGCGCAGGUGCAAGUGGCGGAGUACACGGAGCAGUGCAUCGAGUACAUGGGCGUGAUCAACGUGCAGCAGCGGAACGCGGACGAGCAGCAGCGCUCCGUGGCGGCGCGCAGCAAGAAGACCAUGGAGGAGGAAGUGCAGUGCAAGAAGCUGGCCGACGCCGCCAUGCGCGACCUGGCCAGCGCCAUGCCCGCGCUCGAGGAAGCCGUCAAGGCGCUCGAUGCACUGAAUAAGAAAGACAUUACUGAAGUGAAAUCAUAUGCGAAGCCUCCUCAGAAGGUCGAAAUGGUCUUGGAAGCUGUGCUCAUACUCUUACAGAAAGAACCGACUUGGGCUGAAGCGAAACGGCAGCUCGGCGACCAGUACUUUCUGGACCGCCUGCGCGAGUUCGAUAAGGACAACAUCGCGGACAAAACCCUCAAGAAGAUCGGCACCUACACGGCCAAGCCGGAUUUCGACCCGGAGAUUGUGGGCACAGUGUCGCUCGCGGCCAAGUCACUGUGCCUCUGGGUGAGGGCUAUCGAGAAGUAUGGGAAGGUCUACAAGAUAGUAAAACCGAAGAAAGAGCGGCUGGAGGAAGCAUUGGAAUCGCUGCGCAUGAAGCAGCAGAUACUAGCGGAAGCGCGAGCGAAGUUGCGCGAGCUGAGCGAGAUGAUCGCUCGCUUGCAGAAGGAGUACGACGAGAAGGUGGCGCAGAAGGAGGAGCUCGAGAGGAAGUCGCGGCUGCUGCAGCUGAAGCUGGAGCGGGCGGAGGCGCUCAUCACCGGCCUGUCGGGUGAAAGAGAGCGUUGGGAGUUGACGGUUGAACGAUUGGACAAGGAAUUUGACAAUCUGCCCGGGGACUGUCUCAUCGCGACCGGCUUCGUGGCCUAUCUGGGACCCUUCGUGUCUGAAUACAGAGAGGCUCUCAUGUAUGAUUGGUUUAGUGAGGUUUAUAACGAAGGUGUGCCGUGUACUAUGGACCUCAGUAUGAAAAAUUUCCUACUUGAUGAUGCUACAUUGCGUGACUGGAAUUACAUGGGACUGCCUGAUGACAACUUCAGUGCCGAGAAUGGUAUAAUUGUGGUCCGAGCGACAAGAUGGCCGCUGGCCGUCGACCCGCAGGGACAGGCGCUCAUUUGGAUAUCCCGUCUCGAGGAGAAGAAUGAUAUACAGAUUGUCGAUUUCGGUCAACCAAAUUACCUGAAGAUAAUGGAAACAUGCCUCACUGACGGCAAGCCGGUGAUCGUUCAGAACGUGGGAGAAGUUCUGGAUCCUUCUAUAGCUCCAAUUUUAGACAAGGCGAUUGUAAAAAUUGGCACGGCGCUUGUCAUCAAGUUUAAUGAGAAGAUGGUGCCUUAUAAUACUGCCUUUAAGAUGUACUUGACCACUAAGCUCGGCAACCCAGUGUACACGCCGGAAACGCUAACGAAGACAACAAUGGUGAACUUCGCGGUGAAGGAGCAGGGUCUGACGUCGCAGCUGCUCGGCAUCGUCGUGCGCAAGGAGCGGCCCCAGCUCGAGCUGAUGAAGGACAAUCUGGUGAUGACCAUCGCGCACAACAAGAAAGUGCUGGUGGAUCUCGAAAACGACCUAUUGCGCAUAAUGUACGAGUCGCAAGUGCCGCUCCUAGAGAACGAGGAGCUAUUCGUGACGCUGCAGACUUCGCAACGGACGUCGCUGGAGGUCAAGGAGGCUCUCAUAACCUCGCAGGUUACUGAGAAGGAGAUUGACACUGCGAGACAGGGCUACGUGCCGGUGGCGGUGCGCGCGUCCGUGCUGUUCUUCGCGCUGAACGACCUGUCCCGCAUCGACCCGAUGUACCAGUUCUCGCUGGACGCCUACACGGACCUGUUCACGUACUCCAUCGACCGCAGCCCCAAGGGCGGCGAGCUGGAGGACAGGAUCAACAACCUCAACGAGUUCCACACCUUCGCCGUUUACAAAAACACAUGCCGCGCUCUGUUCGAACGUCACAAGCUGCUGCUGUCGUUCCACAUGGUCUCCCGGAUCCUGUUCCAGAUGGGAAAGAUGAGCAUGCACGAGUAUCUGUUCCUACUGAAGGGCGGCGUGGUUCUGGAUCGAUCGGAACAACCGGAUAAUCCUACAAAUUGGCUGCCAGACGACUGUUGGGACAACGUGACCGAGCUGGACAAGUUGCCCGGCUUCCACGGCGUUAUCGACGCCUUCGAGACCUUCUCAAAGGAGUGGCGCGAGUGGUACCUGCACCCCGAGCCCGAGACCCAGCCGUUAGUCGGCGAGUGGAACGAGGUGUGCAACGAGUUCCAGCGCAUCCUGUUCGUGCGCUCGCUGCGCGCCGACCGCGUGUCCGCCUGCGUCUCCACCUUCAUCGUCAACACGCUCGGCCCGCGCUACGUCGAGCCGCCCGUGCUCGACAUCAAGGCGGCGUGGGAAGAAUCCUCGUGGAAGACCUCGCUUCUGUUCGUUCUGUCGCCGGGAGUGGAUCCCACGGCGUCCCUCAUCCAGUUGGCACAGGACGUCAAAAUGUUCGACAAGUUCCAGUCGCUCAGCCUGGGGCAAGGGCAGGCGCCCACGGCUGCGAAGAUGCUGUCGCACGGCAUGAAGGAGGGCGGGUGGGUGUUCCUCGCGAACUGCCACCUGGCGUGCGCGUGGCUCGGCUCCAUCCGCGGGCUGGACAACCCGCGCAUCCACCCGCGCUUCCGCCUGUGGCUGUCCUCCAUGCCGGACGACAAGUUCCCGCUCGGCGUGCUCCAGCGCAGCAUCAAGAUGACCACCGAGCCGCCGCAGGGCUUAAAGGGCAAUCUAGUUCGAAUAUUCUCGAACAUAAGCGAAGAGAAGUUCGACGAGGCGACGCCCAAGUACCGGCGGCUGCUGUUCUGCGUGUCGUUCUUCCACUGCACGCUCAUAGCGCGCAAGCGGUUCCGCCAGCUCGGCUACAACGCGGUCUAUAGCUUUAACGACUCGGAUUUUGAUGUGUCGGACAACCUGCUCGCCAACUACCUGGAGGAGUACGAGGAGGUCCCGUGGGACGCGCUGCGCUACCUGUUCGCCAUCAUCAACUACGGCGGCCACAUCACCGACGACUGGGACAAGCGCGUGCUCAUCGCCUACAUCAACCAGUUCUUCUGCGAGGAGGCACUCGAGACGCCCUUCUACAGGCUGUCCAGCAUCCCCGCGUACCACAUCCCGCGCGACGGCAGCCUGGAGUCGUACCGCGACUUCCUGGACCUGCUGCCGCCGCAGGAGCGCGCCGAGUCGGUCGGCCAGCACGCCUCCGCCGACGUCGCCACGCAGGCGCAGGAUGCACUCAUCAUGUGUUCUACUUUGUUCGCCCUCGCCUCGACUGGUGGCGGCGGAGGAGGGGGAGGGGAGGAUCAAAAGGUGGACGAGCUAGCAGCCGAGAUGCUAGCGAAACUGCCGUCCAAAAUCGACGUGGAGACCACGGAGCGCAUGAUGGGCCCCGAGAUCGUGAUGCCCAUGUGCGUGUCGCUGCUGCAGGAGAUCGGCUACUACAAUGUGCUCAUAUCCGGUAUCACGGCUGGCUUGAAGGAAUUACGUCGUGCUAUCGAAGGGUUGGUGGUGAUGUCCGAUAUGCUCGAGAUCAUGUACACCUGUAUAUUCGAAGGAAGAGUGCCAACUUUCUGGCAGAAAGCGAGGCCGUCAAUGAAGCCGCUGGGCUCGUGGUGCCGCGAGCUGUACCUGCGCGGCGCGCACCUGGGCGCCUGGGCCAACGCGCCGCGCGCCCCCCCCACGCUGUGCUGGCUGCCCGCGCUCGUGGCGCCCACCGGCUUCCUCACCGCCGUCAUGCAGACGACGGCGCGCGGCGAGGGCUGGCCCAUCGACACGCUGUGCUGGGAGUUCACCGUCAUGCCGCUGGAGGAGACCGCCUUCGUGCGCCCCCCAAGGGACGGGGGGGUUUACAUACGGGGUUUAUACCUGGAGGGCGCGAGCUGGAACAAGAAGGAGGGCUACCUGCAGGAGCCGCUGCCGAUGCAGCUCGUGUUCCCCGUCUCGCCGAUACACUUCAAGCCGGUGCGCAGCUCGGGCCGACGCCUCAAGAAUCGCUACGUGUGUCCAACGUACUAUUAUCCGAAGCGAAUGGGCGCGUUUGUUGUGGCCGUAGACCUGCUUUCCGGAAAGGAAUCGCCGGACUUUUGGGUGAAGCGUGGCACUGCCCUACUGUGCACUUUGGCCACUUAGUGUUUUAGUGUUAUUGGCAGUACUAGUUCAUUAACGAUUAAAGAGUGUUUUA